GAACAACAAAAGAUAGAUAGAUAAUGGAUAUGAGAAAGCUGCCGCAAGACGCCAUUGAAGAGAUCCUCUCGAGGUUGCCACCCAAACCACUAGGAAGAUGCAAAUGCGUUUCUAAAUCCUGGCACAAUCUAAUCUCCAGUAGAAAUUUUGUGAAGAAACAUCUCGAUCGAACCCUGUCCAAUCCCCCCCACAACCCUCUCAGAAUCCUCACGUAUUUUAGCUACGAGUCACUGGAUUAUGAGUCGCCGUCCGCCCUCGAAUCCGCCCCAGACGACUCCGAUACCUUGGUAUACCUCGACGAUCCUCUCGGCCCCGAGGACCAGUGCAUAGAACACCACGUCAUCGGCUCGUGCCACGGCCUGGUUGCUCUGUUAUACCAGUACGACGGCCUGGAAAGGAUCAUUCUUUGGAACCCUUGUAUAAGAUUGGCCCGGGAGUUGCCGGGCCCACCGCCUCCUCCUCACGCAAACUCCGCCGCGUUCUACGGCUUCGGUUACGACGCCGCCAUAGACGACUACAAGGUCGUUAAGGUCGUCCGCUCCAAAUCAACCAACGAAACAACCGCCUACGUCUUCUGCAUAUACCGCGAUUCUUGGAGCACGAUUAACGGCCCCGACAAGAGCAUCGCCGUCGUCCACGAAACGGAAGGCUGCUAUUUCCAUGGCCCGAUAGGGAGUUUACUACACGGAGGCUUGCACUGGUUAGCCGACCGAGGAGUUAACGGCGGCGGCCUGAUACUCCGUUUCGACUUAACGGCGGAGACAUUCAGCGAGCUGCCUCAACCUACGACGGGAGAUCCGAACUCAACUUUCGAGGUUCUUUGGGUUUCAAAGGAUCGUCUGGGUUUACUGUCCACUCCUACGGCCAUUGACUGUAACAUUGAGUUCUGGGAGAUGGAGGAAUAUGGUAUCGGAACGUCGUGGAAGAAAUUGUUCUCCACCGGCGACAGUCUGGAGUUCGGUGAAUAUGUAGCCCCUUUGUGCGUCGCGAGGAAUGGGGAUUUGAUAAUCGAGAUUGAUGGAUGGUUUACGGUGAGGUACAACGUAGGAGAGAAGACAUUUGAAUAUCUGAAAUGCAAUCACCCUGACAUGCAUAAGUGCAGCGUGUAUAUGCAAACCAUUGUCUCCCCUUAUAAAAUACCAAAAAAAACCAUUGGAUAUGUUACAGCCCGGGAUGCUUCCUAUGUUAAUGAAGGGAGAGUUUGCAAGAAGAAGAGAAGCACAAGGGGAAUGAAGAAGUCAACGGCCUGGAACGACGUCGUUCGAAGAAACAGUUAG
Messenger RNA from Ipomoea nil (Japanese morning glory), 1277 nucleotides. RefSeq names its product F-box/kelch-repeat protein At3g23880-like. The record is from RefSeq and is a predicted model, not a curated record. The transcript has a single exon. Lineage: Eukaryota; Viridiplantae; Streptophyta; Magnoliopsida; Solanales; Convolvulaceae. Bases 24 to 1277 code for a protein of 417 amino acids. Gene Ontology annotation, molecular function: protein binding.